GAGCCGACCACGGAACCAGCUCGGGCUCUCUCGAAGCAUCGCAGUGCUGACGCUGCGAGAGAGGGCGACUCCAGCAGAUAAUUAGAUUUGUUCCUUUGCACCGAACACGCUCAAACUCGCCUCAACUCUUGCUGUUGCAAAGAAGCGAAUGUCGGUCACUCUUCACACGAAUUUGGGCGACAUCAAGUGCGAGAUCUUCUGCGACGAGGUCGCCAAAACUGCCGAGUUAUUGUGGGCAUUUAAGAGAAGGGAUGAGAAGCGGAUGAUUUGAACUGCGGGUGACUGUGGGUAGAAGCGAAGAGAGGUGAGAAUACGGGGAACGGGAAAACCGUGAGUGGAAGGAAGGGAAUGCUCUGGAGUCUACUGGGUAAUUUCUUGGCGUUGUGCGCUAGUGGUUACUAUGAUGGGACUAUAUUUCACCGGAAUAUCAAGGGUUUCAUGAUCCAGGGUGGAGAUCCUACAGGAACGGGCAAGGGAGGAACAAGCAUAUGGGGAAAGAAAUUCAAUGAUGAGAUCCGGGAGUCGCUUAAGCACAAUGCUAGGGGUGUGCUUUCAAUGGCAAAUAGUGGCCCCAACACAAAUGGAAGCCAGUUCUUUAUUACUUAUGGGAAGCAACCACAUCUAAAUGGCCUGUAUACAGUAUUUGGAAGAGUUAUCCAUGGUUUUGAAGUUCUUGACCUUAUGGAGAAGACUCAGACGGGGACUGGGGAUAGGCCGCUUGCUGAGAUCAGGAUCAAUCGAGUGACCAUUCAUGCGAAUCCUCUAGCUGGAUAAGCUUCUAAGUUGGACGGUUUAUUAUUUCAAUUCUCAAUAUUCGAAAUAGGAGUCUCGGACGUAUAAGUUUCGAGAUUUUUUUGGCCAGGAGGUCAUAUUGCCCAGGAAUUUUUAAAACCUACGGUUUUAAUCAAAGCUUAGUGCCUGUCUUCUUCCUUGUGAGGAGACUCAGCCUUUGCAGGUUCCGGACCAUUUUAACGCUUUUGGUGGUUGAGCUCUUUAUAGGAUGUAAGACACCUGAGAACUUGAAAGGCAUCACCAUUCUAUGUAUUUCCUGAUCAAAGUGAAGAGUCGAAUGAUGCUUUGUAUAAAAAUUACUGCUAGGGUUGGUUUUCAAUAGGGUAAUUUUACAAUAUUUUGAAAUGUAUGGAGUCAUGAACAGUCCCUGUAAUUUUACAAUAUUUUGAAUGGUCCAUGAACUUUUCGCUGAGUGCCUUGUCUCCGAACUUUUA
This is a messenger RNA of Ananas comosus (pineapple), 1226 nucleotides long. Its product is annotated as peptidyl-prolyl cis-trans isomerase CYP18-1. Bases 349 to 774 code for a protein of 141 amino acids. NCBI's taxonomy places the organism in Eukaryota, Viridiplantae, Streptophyta, Magnoliopsida, Poales, Bromeliaceae. The record is from RefSeq and is a predicted model, not a curated record. Gene Ontology annotation, biological process: protein peptidyl-prolyl isomerization; protein folding. Gene Ontology annotation, molecular function: peptidyl-prolyl cis-trans isomerase activity. Gene Ontology annotation, cellular component: catalytic step 2 spliceosome. The transcript has 6 exons.